Molecule: messenger RNA, 4301 nt
Organism: Solenopsis invicta (red fire ant)
Lineage: Eukaryota; Metazoa; Arthropoda; Insecta; Hymenoptera; Formicidae
Product: zinc finger protein 184
Source: RefSeq, a predicted model, not a curated record
GCGCGAAACGCGGAAAAAGUGCGCGGAGCAGAAGUGAGAGUGUGGGAGCGCCGUGGGAGGAAGGUGGAGGUUGUCUUUCAAGAGACCCGUGGACGCCGCUCUGUUCCGAAAAGCCGAAGAGCCGAAGCGAAAAUCACUUAUGGUCUCCAACACAUAGAAGAGUCGUGCGGCGUGCUUUUUUCUAUUGGUGUACCAGUGGCGCGGCAACGAUACGAAAGCGACUCGGUAGAUCGGCGGAAACGCGGCGAAUCGGCGUUUCGAAAGGGAAAAAGGAGGAAGCUUCAGCCGCCUGCUGGUGCUGCUGCUGCUACUACUGCUACUGUUGCUGCUGCUGCUGCUGUUGCUGCUACUCCUGCUACUGCUGUUGUCGCUGCUUGUUCCGACUUCCGAUUCUCGACGUACGGCUCACCUUGCGUACGACUCGUCUCUCGAGGCCUCUCUCUCUCUCUCUCUCUCUCUCUCGCGCGCCCCCCUCUCCCUCCCGGGGCCAGCAUCGCGAUCUACAGAUCGACCUCCGCCGCAGACUUCUGGUCUAGCCUUAGCGUACAGCUAACCGAAACUCCUAGCCCAGGAUUACAACUCGCGAUCGAGGAGCUAGGAGUCUGUCCGUGUAUCCUCCAGCGUCCUCCAGCGUCCUCCAGCAGCUCUUACCCCUGUGUAGAUCAUCGCCGUACUUGGCGCGUAGAUAUGACAGCCACGUUUUAUUCGCAAGGCCGAGAUACUGGAGCUGACGGGUACGUUUAUUUGGAACCUCUCAAAAUAUUUCCCACGGAUCAGUUUGUUAUAGUAGAGAGGGCUGGCGCGGAAAAUGCUGCGUUGACGGACACGGAAGAACGCACAAGUGCCGCGUCCAGCCAGACUGACCCAUCUGUUCCAACCGUCACGAAUAUGUGUACCACGCCUGGGAAUGCUGGUGCAGGAUUCGGGUACGCUUGGUCCUUCGGGGGGCCAGGGACCGAGACCCGGGAGAACGCGCAGAGCGAGCUCGCCACCAACAUCAGUUAUGCCGUCAACAAUAAUCAGGAUCAAGGAUCGAGUCAGAAGAUACAGGUCGACAUCAAGCCGGCCAAGGUUGCCGCCACCACUCAUCGACGUCCGAUGUUUGCGAUGAACGAAAGCUGUCAGCAAACACCCACUACGCAUCAUGGCCAUACGGGCGGAGCGCAUAAUCAAACUACUCACGGCACUCACGUUCGCACUAAAAAGCAUCACGAUGUAUUUUCAUUAACCUGUGACAAAGGGGGAUGCAAUUGCGACGCGGCACAUCCUACACCCCCACCUUCCUUAUUCUCCAAUACCUUAGUUUUUACAACAGCUGACAAGCACGCCAUGAGUAAGCACUUCAUGACACCGCUCGGACCUCUGCAGCUUACCGCGGAAGAGUGCAAUGAAAUCUUGAUGAAGAGAGCUGCCGCUGCAUCCAAUCAAGCCAGCACGGCGAAUAACGUUGCCACGAAUCAGACGGACAAUACUACCCAUUUCGGGCAUGUUUUGACCCAUGUGAAUACAACGCAAAUCGAGACGAAAGUCAAACAGCAACAGGAUAUGGGAAGUCAGGUCCGGGUACCGAAGGAACGACCCUAUUCUUGUUCGGAAUGCGGGAAAUCCUUUCUUCUCAAGCAUCAUCUUACGACGCAUGCGAGAGUACACACUGGAGAACGGCCACACAUUUGCAUUCAUUGCGGCAAAAGUUUUGCGCACAAACAUUGUCUUCACACGCAUCUGCUGUUACAUAGCGCCGAAAGGCCGUAUCAAUGUCGCGAAUGUAAAAAAUCUUUUACCCUGAAACAUCAUCUUGUAACACAUACCCGCGUGCACACGCGGGAACGGCCGUUUGUCUGUCAAGAAUGUGGAAGAGCCUUUCCUCUGAAACGUCACUUGGUGACCCACAGUAAGUUUCACUCGGGAGAAAGACCUUACGUUUGCGAAGAGUGCGGAGAAUCGUUUUCGCAGAAGGAUCAUCUUACGAUGCAUUCACGCUUCCAUGGCAGCCUACAUCCAUUCGUUUGCCACGAUUGCGGUGCAACUUUUCAGAGGAAGUUUGAGCUAGUUAAUCAUGGUCGGCUACAUGGCAGAGUUCCACAUGCGUGUACCGUAUGUGGAAAAGAGUUUCUGCAGAAGAGAACACUUUUAGCUCAUAUGCGUUUACAUACAGGUGAAACACCUUUUGCUUGCACCGUUUGCGGAGAAGCAUUCCCUCGGAAAGCAGACCUGGUCUCUCAUUCUAAGAUUCACAAUAACAAUGCAAAUACUGACGAAAAGUCUCUUACAUGCAGAGAAUGUGGGCUAGAUUUCCCAAAUCGAGAAGCUCUAAAUUUGCACCAAAGGUUACAUACUGGUGAUCGAACACUUGUAACAGACCUUUGUGGAUUAGCAGCCGCCUUUCAACAAACUCCAGCACAUUUCCUUACUCCAAACACUCCAGGAACACAUCAGAUGAACGGGCCGAUAGGAACGCCUGGUGUUAGUCAUAUGCAUGGCGCGACGCAAACAUCCCCGCCAGUGGGUACAGGACCAAAACCUAAGCCACAUAUUUGUCCUGAUUGCGGCCGUGGUUUCGCACAAAAACAUGGCUUGUCGCAACAUCAACGACGUCAUACAGAUGGCAGUUGCCAUAUAAGAUCACACGUAUGUGAUAAAUGCGGCAAAGCCUUUUUCCAAAAGAAUCAUUUGUUACUACAUCAACGUCAGCAUAUGGAUCCGCCACCAAGUAUACUUAGACAACAACAGAGACAAGCUGCCCAAGCUGCGGCUCAGCAAGCGCAACAGCAGCAGCAACAGCAAGCGCAACAACAACAACAGCAAGUUCAGCAGCAGCAGCAAGUGCAACAGCAAGUGCAGCAGCAACCACAGCAACAACAGCAGACGUGUACCGUCGAUACGAAAACGAUUCAGUUGCAGGCAAUACAGCAGCAAGUACAGCAACAAGUGCAACAACAGGUGCAACAACAGCAGCAGCAGCAACAACAGCAGCAGCAGCAGCAACAACAACAGCAACAACAACAACAGACGCAGCAACAGCAAGCAUGUUCCGUGGACGCUAAAGCAAUACAGUUGAAUGUCACCAUGUGAGACGGUAUAAAGAUGAGGGACUGGAGAGUCCUUGAAACAAUAGCACUCCCAAAUGCGCACCCUGCUGCCACCCUCUGCACGCACUUCUCUUGUACUAACAAUAUACGUUAGAUAUAUAUUUAUUAUCUCUAGAUUCAAAAAUAAUAAUCAAUUUUAUUACAAGAAUAGGAAUAUACAAAGAAUCUACAUAUAUACACUAUAUUCUAAUUAAUAUAAGGCUUGUAACAAAAAACAAAAAAUAACCAUAUAUUAGUGUUUUACAUAUACUUUAUAAAUAUACAAAUAUAAAAAUAUAUAUAAAUAUAUAAAUAUAUACUUUAGACAUGUAAAAUGAGACUAAACAAAUUAGUUGCCUUAACGAGAAGAAGAAUUUUAAUGAACAUAUUAACUAUUAUGUUUGGUGAUUUUUUCAUUUACUUUUAUUUAGUAGGACAUCACUUUAUAAGAAAACACGUAUUGAAUAAAUCGAGAUAAAAAAAUAAGUUCGUCGUGUAUCGCUGCUUUGUUAUUAUCCUUCUCAAUGUAUUGUGCGAUGAUAAUUGAAAGGAGAUAAUUGAUGUGUGAACAGUAAUAGAAAGGGGGAGAUUCUGUAAACGAUUUUAGCGAAGAGAAAGAGGGUGGCAGACAUUGCGCAUUUAUGAAGCAUUUUUAAAGCUUAGAUCUAUACAAGAUAGCAUUUUAGUCCCGCGCAAUUUAUAUUUUUACGUUAAACGAUUCGAGCAAAUCGCUCGUUAAAUUUUAGAAGUAAUACGUAAGAAUCCCGGUUUUAUAAGAUCCAAAUAUCAAUAAAUGGAUGUAAAUGUUUUUCAUGAGGAAUCAACGCGAUGUAUGGACGCCAUAUAAGAUCUUAACGUUAUACAUAUAUAAAAAUUAAUGCAUAUAUAUAUAUAUAUAUAUAUAUAUAUAUUAUAUAAAUCAUACAUCAGUAAAGUAUAUCUUAUAAAAGUUAUAAGAUCAAUACUUGUAUUUUGUACACGUAUUGAUCUUUUUAUACGUGCACACUUCGCGUUUAGAAUUCCAAGAAGCCUUUCCACGUGCUUAAUUAUCUUUUUCGAUCAAAACAUUUUCUCCGUGAUGACAAAGUGCGCGUCGCGUGCGGUUACGUGUGAGAUUGCUUAGCGGGCUCUUCUAGUAAAAACGCAAAUUUAAUUUUUGUCAGCAAAAGUAUAUUAAUAGUAUAGCUAGAAAAUCGGAAGAAAUACGAAUAAAGGUUUCCUACAUAGUUUUAA